GUCUUACUGGACAGUCAUUGACCUGAGCUCUUGUGCCCGACACACGCUUCGGCUUUUCAAACAUGCACAAUUUACAGCAGCGUCUCAGUGCUACCUUUUCGUUCGCUGUGAGCGCCUUGUUCACCGUCCUUGGAGUUGUGGCAGCGAUCUCAUGGGUGACAGGAUACGGAACAGCUGCCACCAAAGUCAACGUCAGAGACAUACGAGUUAUUCAAAGUCGAUAUGGUCCUGAUUACUUUGACUAUGGCCGAAAAACGAGCGAGUUCGGUAUGCUCAAGUUCGACAUCGAUGCAGAUCUUACACCUCUCUUCAACUGGAACACAAAGCAAGUCUUUGUUACCGUUGUAGCAGAGUAUGAGACAAAGACACAUAACAAGAAUCAAGUUGUCGUAUGGGAUAAGAUCAUUCGAGACAAAGACUCAGCGAAAAUUAAUCUGCGUAAGGUAUCCAACAAAUACGCAUUAAUCGACUUCAGUCAAAAAUGGAGAAACCAAGUAGCCAAUUUGUCUGUUCACUGGGAUGUCACUCCCCACGUUGGCAUCCUACAGAACGGACGGGGAGAUACCUCUUCGGUAAAGUUCACUUUCCCCAAAUUUGAAAGUAGUGGCGGCCGAUAAUUACUAGAAUUUGUAAAUUGUCCAUACCUCUUCAAACUAUAAACCAUUUAACAACAACGUGAGAAUUUGGAGAUGGCGUGUUG
This is a messenger RNA of Umbelopsis ramanniana AG, 700 nucleotides long. RefSeq lists its product as uncharacterized. The transcript is spliced from 6 exons. The coding region runs from base 63 to 617 and encodes 184 amino acids. NCBI's taxonomy places the organism in Eukaryota, Fungi, Mucoromycota, Umbelopsidomycetes, Umbelopsidales, Umbelopsidaceae. The record is from RefSeq and is a predicted model, not a curated record. Gene Ontology annotation, biological process: protein targeting to ER. Gene Ontology annotation, cellular component: membrane; signal peptidase complex.